Molecule: messenger RNA, 483 nt
Organism: Gambusia affinis (western mosquitofish)
Lineage: Eukaryota; Metazoa; Chordata; Actinopteri; Cyprinodontiformes; Poeciliidae
Product: phosphatidylinositol N-acetylglucosaminyltransferase subunit Y-like
Exons: 1
Coding region: 1-213 (70 amino acids)
Source: RefSeq, a predicted model, not a curated record
AUGUUCUCCCUGUCCAUGAUGGUGGGACUGGUUCCCAUUGUGUCUCUGUGUGGUUUGUUCUUCUCUGCCGCUGUGGAUGAGAACUUCCCUCAGGGCUGCACCAGCAGCAACAGUCUGUGUUUCUACAGCCUGCUGCUGCCGGUCACCAUCCCAGUCUAUGUCUUCUUCCACCUUUGGAGCUGGAUGGGGAUCAAGCUCUUCAGGCACAACUAGACUAUUCUCAUUAAAUGUUCUCAUCCAUAAAAAUGUAAAUAUUUUCUGGCGUAACUUGGGAUUUUUCAGCUCCUCGAUACAUAUUUUUCAAACAACAAUGCAGAGCUGUUAGAAAUCUGCCAAGAUGGAGGUAUUUUGCUGUAUUUUUUAAACUGCAGGUAGAAAUAUGUACCCCUGCACUAGUCUCAGUGUAAAUGUAAAACACCUGUGAAUACAACCUAAAACUUCUGUUUCUGUAGAGAUUAAACAAUUAAAUCUCAGUGCUAAAUA